UCAUUUUGUACCACGGAGCUGACAGUGAGAUAUUUUGAGGAUCAAAAUCUGCUAAUAUACUUAUUUAUUUAUCGUUCACUUUCACUGUCUUUAGCCUGUAUCUAUCUUUUCUGUUGAGUAAAACAUUUUGCAGAGCUACACUGUCCAAAUCAUCUUGAGGAACUAUAAUGGCUGCUUCUACAUUGCUGGACAAACCAUGGAGGGAACUACGAUGGGGGGAGAAGCAGAAGGAACUUCAGUAUGUGAAGGAGUACAAACCUGAAGUUGAAGGCAUUAAGCAUCUUCGAGUUCUCAUGUUUGGACAUGUUGGAGCUGGAAAAUCCAGUUUCAUCAACUCCGUCAGUAACGUCCUCCGAGGGCGAAUGUCCAUUCCUGCUUUGACCAGUGCGACCACCUCCGACAGAAGCUUCACCAUAAAAUAUGAAACUCAUAAAAUCCAUGUGGGACGAGGAACUUCAAAGACAUUUUUUCCUCUGGUUUUCAACGACGUCAUGGGUCUGGAAGACGGGAACAACAGUGGGAUUCAUGCUAGCGACAUCACACUGGCUAUGAAAGGACACGUAAAGGAGGGUCACAAGUUUAAUCCAAUAGCCCCACUGACUAAAGACGAUUUUGGAUACAACCCAAAUCCCUCACUUGAUGACAAGGUUCAUGUCCUGGUCUGUGUGAUGUCUGCCAAUGCUCCACAGAUUAAUAGUUCAGUUCUGCAGAAGAUGAAGAAGGUCAGAGAAACAGCCAGUGAACUGAACAUUCCUCAGAUGGCCAUGAUGACCCACAUCGAUGCUGCCUGUGGGGAAAUAGAGAAAGACUUGAAGAAUGUUUACAGAAGCAAACACUUGCAAAAAAAGAUGAAAGACUUCAGUGCAGCAGUGGGAAUCCCUAUGAACUGCAUCUUCCCUGUGAAGAACUACAGCGACGAAAUUGACAUAAAAGACGAUGUUGACAUUCUGAUCUUGAGCGCGCUGAGGAAAAUGGUCGACUUUGGAGAUGACUUCAUUGAGAAGCAUGUAAACUCAUGUUAAAAGUUUGCUUUUUUUAUUUUUGAAGUGGGCUUGUGGGUAAUUACAGUUUAAAAAAGAAGAAAAAAAGAAAAUGGUAUGCUGGAAGCUAUUUCUUGAAUAAUUAAUAUUCAGAAUAACUUGUGCAGUACAAACACUGGAUGUGAUGUUUGUGCUGCUUGAUCAUAUUAUGCAAAACUUAAGUCUGGAAUAUAAAUAUUGUUUGGAAGUACUUGUUUUAAAAAAGGAAAUUCUAAUUAAGUGGGAAUGCUGGAUUGCAACACACUGCACAAGCUGCCUCGUUUUACAGAACAUUUUAUGGUCUACUGUCAAAUUUUGGGGUUAAUCUGAGGAUUGUUUGGCAGAAAUAUCUGUAUUGUGAUUUAACUACAGAAGAGUGGCUGGAAAUCUUAUCAAAUAUAAGAAGACAUACCAAAGGGAAGCUUCCCCAAUAUAAGUUAAUUCAUAGGUUUUAUUUUACUCUCUAACAUGUGUUAUUCUUUUGAUGUUUGUCAUUCUUAUUUACUUUAACAUUUCAUGCAGGUACUUAAACAGUAUUGUCAAUUGAAGUUUUUGUUUUCUUCAAUGUCUGUAAUAAGAUGAAAAAUGACACUACCAAACCUAGAUAAUAAGAAAAAGGUACAAGAAAGAGAUGUUUGCAUGUAUUGUGGGGGAAUAUUAUGUCAGUUAAAAUAAAACUACACUAUCGUAUGUCUUAAUCUACUGAGAUAAAUGUUCUAAGGAAUAAAGCUGAUAGAACAUAAUGAG
Messenger RNA from Gambusia affinis (western mosquitofish), 1766 nucleotides. RefSeq names its product interferon-induced protein 44-like. NCBI's taxonomy places the organism in Eukaryota, Metazoa, Chordata, Actinopteri, Cyprinodontiformes, Poeciliidae. The record is from RefSeq and is a predicted model, not a curated record. The transcript has 8 exons. The coding region runs from base 168 to 1022 and encodes 284 amino acids.